This is a messenger RNA of Penicillium daleae, 690 nucleotides long. RefSeq lists its product as uncharacterized. The annotation marks the transcript as partial. The record is from RefSeq and is a predicted model, not a curated record. The transcript has 3 exons. Lineage: Eukaryota; Fungi; Ascomycota; Eurotiomycetes; Eurotiales; Aspergillaceae.
GUGGAUGUGUCACUAUCUCCAACAGCGAGUUUGACGGCCAAACAAGCUGAUCUGCCUCCUGCGAUGGCCACCAUUACUGGAAUGUGUAUAUUUCCCAGGCUGGAUUUUGUUACGGUAAAAACGACAAUGACAUUUACCGGAGAAUACAUCCACCACACCUCCCGCCGCUCCCCCAAGUUAGAGUUCAACAGCUACUGGCACGUCAACAACACUGGUCACCCUUUUGACGUCGGUGAAGGGACCGACGCUCUAAUCGCGGGCCGCGUCUUCCAACAGGUCAAGACUCCGUUCUUGGAUGAUAGCUCCCCUGGCAAGACCUUCGCUGUUAGCUCCAGUGACAAGUCUACAUGCGACUCUAAGCUCGGCCGUACUUGUGCGGUUAAUACUCUGACUUCCUCGGGUACUCUAUCCGCCAGUAACGGUCCGUGCUAUCUAGCUGGCCGAGCGGCGAGUCUGGCAUUGACGUUCUGGAUACUGUUCCGCCAGUUUGAUGGUGCUCGGUCAUGGGGCACUGUUCUCUCCUCUGCGGGCCCUGGAGCCACUCCCUGUCCGACUCCUAGUGGCCUUGCUCGCAAGUGGGCCUGGAAAACUAUUGGACUCAAGCCUUCUCCUCAGCCUAGUGGCCCUCCCCCUCUUCCUAAGGAAAGCCACGGUGCCGGUAUCCGCGACUUCCACUUUAGCUUCUUCUAG